Polypterus senegalus (gray bichir) is the source of this 2755-nucleotide messenger RNA. It is a transcript of the gene eif2s2, whose product is annotated as eukaryotic translation initiation factor 2, subunit 2 beta. Gene Ontology annotation, biological process: translational initiation; formation of cytoplasmic translation initiation complex; formation of translation preinitiation complex. Gene Ontology annotation, cellular component: eukaryotic translation initiation factor 2 complex. The record is from RefSeq and is a predicted model, not a curated record. Gene Ontology annotation, molecular function: translation initiation factor binding; translation initiation factor activity; mRNA binding. The coding region runs from base 108 to 1106 and encodes 332 amino acids. The transcript has 9 exons. Lineage: Eukaryota; Metazoa; Chordata; Cladistia; Polypteriformes; Polypteridae.
GUGAAACUCCGCGCCUGCGUAGAAUUUAGCUGAUGAAAGAUUGUGGCAAGGCCGGCGAACACGAAGAAUUUGACUCGUGAAUUUACUUGAUAAUAGGAGUCUCAAUCAUGUCUGGAGACGAGAUGAUAUUUGACCCUACAAUGACAAAGAAAAAAAAGAAAAAGAAGAAGCCUUUCAUGUUGGAUGAAGAGGCUGGGGAGCAGCAGAGUGAAGAGACACAGCCACAAGAGCCCAAAGAGGUGGAUCAUGAAACAGUAGAAGAGAAGGAGUUUGAUCUGGAUGAAGAUGACAGCAGGAAAAAAGAAGUGCCAGAUGAUCUGGAUGAUUUGAACUUUUUCAAUCAGAAAAAAAAGAAAAAGAAACCAAAAAAGAUAUUUGAAGAUGAUAUAGAGGAAGGUUUUAAGGAAUUGAAAAUAGAGGGAGACCAGUCUGAACCUCCUGAGGAAGAUGAUUUGGACUUGAUGCUUCCUACAAAAAAGAAGAAGAACCGAAAAGUGGCAUUUACAGAUGAAAGUGAAACAUUGGACAAAGAUGAAGUACCAGAAGAUGAAGACAGUAAAAACAAUGAUGGGAUUACAUUCAGUUCACAGACAGGACCAGCAUGGGCUGGAACAGAGAGGGACUACACCUAUGAUGAGCUACUUGCAAGGGUGUUUAAUAUCAUGAGAGAAAAAAAUCCCGACAUGGUUGCUGGUGAGAAAAGAAAGUUUGUUAUGAAACCCCCCCAGGUGGUCAGAGUGGGAACAAAGAAAACUUCAUUUGUCAACUUCACAGAUAUUUGCAAACUGUUACAUCGUCAGCCAAAACAUCUGCUGGCCUUUCUAUUGGCAGAGUUGGGUACAAGUGGCUCUAUUGAUGGCAACAACCAGCUUGUUAUCAAAGGAAGAUUCCAACAGAAACAGAUUGAAAAUGUCCUGAGGCGAUACAUAAAGGAGUAUGUGACUUGCCAUACCUGCCGAUCACCCGACACCAUUCUCCAGAAGGACACCCGCCUCUAUUUCCUGCAGUGUGAGACAUGCCACUCGCGCUGCUCAGUUGCCAGCAUCAAGACCGGUUUCCAGGCUGUCACAGGCAAGAGAGCGCAGCUCCGUGCCAAAGCGAACUAGUGCACUGGGCUGCUGGCAUCCUGGAAGGAGAGAACUGUGGCAGAAUUGGACUUGAUUUUUUUUUUUGUUAACAUAGCAGCCUUUGGGAUAAGAAAAUAAAAGGGAGUGAUCAUCCAAAAGGGUCUUGUAGUGUACAGUAAAUGUUAUACACAAGCAGGCCUUGCUAUUUAUUAUUGCUGCUUCAUUUGCCCUUUUGACUUGUGUGUAACUUAACUGUGUGUGUCCACAUGAUUUGAUUCUGGUUUAAAUUGGCUUCUCCUGUCUUAUCUGUUGGGAGUCAAAUAUCACCAUUGGAGUAGGGGUGCAGCUUAUGCUGGCAAGCUUGUUUUUAGUAAUAGUGAAGGUGUGAAAGUAUGGACUUGUGGAGCAUUCAGAAGGUAUGCAUAAAACAAUGAGAAAUACAGUACUUGGCACAUCACACAAAAUUACUGGUAUUCUCUUCUUGGGGGAAACGGCACUGAUGCUAUCUGAGCUGAUUGUACUGAUUAGCAUGGGGCCAAAAAUGUGCUUUACAGUGGUUUAUAGGAUUGGGCCACCGGGGUUUAAUGAAGCUCAUUUGAACAAACACUACCAAGAACAGCAACUACAGAGCCAGUUAGGCCACAAACAUAUCAAUUUAUUUAAAGAUGGUUCAAAGAGAAGUUGCAGCCUAGAAAGUGCAAACUGGAAAUGCACACCAGUAGUUAAAAGUAAGAAAUGUGUGUCUGUAGAAGAUCAUUGUAUAUAAAUAAAACAUGGCAUCAAACAGGGUAACACUUCUGAGACUGAAAUGCACUCCUAAAGUUUGCCAUCCCGUGGCUAGAAGGUGCACCAGACUUCCACAAAUCAGUAAGUAUUGUCCUGGAAAGCAGCAGUAUGGUUGGAGUCCAGUGGUUCAUCAAGGUCUCAUUCGGUCAGUGGUUUUCCUGGAGGUGCUCCACCUCAUACUCAAGCACAGCAUCAGUUCUGCAGCCAACCAAUCCCUUCUUCUGUAGUAACAAUCGAUGGUUUCAGCAGUAUUGUAACCUGUAUAGGAAAACAGUAUAUGAGAAAUUAUUAGUGGGUGCCAAGUUCAGAAGACACAAGCAGAUGAGCUAGGACUUCUGCUGCCCAGUUCAGGACUUUGUUUACUCAAGAAGGUGUUCUUUAGAAUAAUCAGGAAACCUUGUGAUAUUAGAUUAGCAAAUUGCAUUUGUGUUGUAAACUAGCUAGUCACCUUUAUGGAUUGCCAGAGGUAAGGCCAGUCCUAGCUCGGGCUGCCAGUUAAUUAAACACAUCUGGAUUACGAGUCGUAUUAAUUGCUUGGACCAAACCCCUCCACAGACACUGCCCUGGAGGUUUUGAUGGUGAUUUUUUUCCUUCUCUCUUACUCCUGUGCUAUGAGAGUAUGCCGUGCUUAAGAGUAAAUUACAGUACUAUCUACAGACCCAGCUUAAACAGCACAAUGUGAUCACUCCGUGUGUGCCCACCUUGAAUUUUCUCUAAGGAGACAGAUGAGAUGUUUAAUGUAGAAGGGGACAAAGGCUGUUGCACUUCUCCAUUUUAAUUAGAAUACCUUUGGUGAUUAAUUUUUUUUUUUUCUUAAUGGACAAUUUUUAUUUUAGCGGUUUUUACUAACCAAGACUUAAUGCAAAGUUGCAUAUGAAAAACCACAGCAGAAGUCCAUUAUG